AUGGCGAGCUCUCGCCUGUCUCUGCUGCUUCCGCUGUUCCUCGUCCUCGCCGUUUCCCUCGCGCCGUUGCUCUCCCCCCACGGAUCCGCCGUCGCCCAUUCGAUCUCCGGAAUUGAAGUCAGGGACGGCGAUAUCGACAGCUAUCUUAGGGGGAGUGCCAGUAACGAGGGGGACUCUGCCGCGGUGGCAGUGCCGGGAGCGGAGGAGCAUGGUGGCAGGAAGCUCCAGCAGCAAGUUGCAUGUGGAAAGGACUCCAUUCGCUUUACCAACCGCUUAGUUUCGGAUAACAUGAAUGGCUCCGCUACUGGCGGUUCCGGGAGCGGAGGAGCAUGUGCGCAGGUCGCUCCAGCGGCAGCAAGUUUCAUGUGA
Closterium sp. Naga37s-1 is the source of this 369-nucleotide messenger RNA. The record is from the annotation of a GenBank genome assembly. NCBI's taxonomy places the organism in Eukaryota, Viridiplantae, Streptophyta, Zygnematophyceae, Desmidiales, Closteriaceae.